UCACUCAUUUUAGUCAUUCGCGUACCACCGGCUGUUGUAGUCGACUGUAAAGGGUCACUACGAAUCGCCGGCUUUUUUUUUAAUAUCAGUUAAAUUAACUGAAUAGAACAAUCGUACUUUUGAUUAUAAUACAGAUUUUUCCUGUGAAAGUGCAAACAUUACGUAGUGGUGGUACACACGAUCAUCACAGUUUCAUAUUUCAAUCGAAAUUACUUUGAGGUAUGGAGUGGGAAGGGCCCCCCAAGCAAGGCUUGUACGACCCUCAGAACGAGCACGAGGCUUGUGGUGUUGGCUUUGUUGUUGCUAUCGAUGGCAAACGUUCUCAUAAAAUCGUGCGCGAUGCUGAAACUCUCGCAAAACGUAUGGAGCACCGAGGCGCAUGCGCAUGCGACAACGAUACGGGUGACGGUGCCGGAGUUUUGACCGCUAUACCGCACCAAUACUACUGCGCUCAGCUUAGGAGCAGCCAUCAAAUUGACUUGCCACCGUUUGGCCAUUAUGCCACUGGAAUAUUCUUCCUGGACAAGCUACACCAUCAAGACAUUGAGAAGAAGUUCAAGGAGCUCGCUGAGAGCCUUGGUCUGAGUGUUAUAUGUUGGAGGACGGUACCUACUAACAACGCAUCUAUUGGUCAAGUGGCUCGUAACUCGGAGCCAUAUAUGCGUCAAGUGUUUGUUACCGGAGAUAUCACCGACGAAAACCAACUUGCACGUCAGAUAUUCGUGCUGCGUAAACGCGCGUCCCACGAGCUAGUGGUGCCAGGGGCUCGGUUCUACAUCUGCAGUUUGUCGCUGAGGACUGUUGUUUACAAAGGACUUCUCACUUCAAAUCAAUUAUGGGAAUACUUCAAGGAUCUGAGCAACCCUGCCUUUACAACGUACCUAGCGUUAGUACAUACGCGCUUUUCCACCAACACCUUCCCAAGCUGGGAACGUGCGCACCCAUUGAGAGUGCUUGCCCACAAUGGCGAAAUAAAUACAUUGCGAGGUAACGUGAACCUGAUGAAAGCUCGGGAAGGUGUCAUGAAGAGCGAGUUAUUUGGUGAUGAUCUCAAGAAGCUAUAUCCAGUUGUGGAACCAAAUCUAUCCGAUUCUGGUUCAGCGGAUUGUGUUCUCGAAUUCUUGUUACAUUGUGGAAAUCGGACUCUGCCGGAAGCGGUGAUGACAAUGGUACCCGAGGCUUGGCACUUCGAUCCAACCAUGCCAAAAGAAAAGAGAGACUAUUAUCAAUGGGCUUCUUGUGCUAUGGAACCCUGGGAUGGACCUGCUCUAAUUUCAUUUACUGAUGGAAGAUAUAUUGGUGCCAUAUUAGAUAGAAAUGGUCUCAGGCCGUCUCGUUUCUACGUAACAAAUGAAAAUAUACUUGUGAUGGCGUCCGAAGUCGGCGUUUAUGAUGUGGACCCGGAAAAAGUUAUAUUAAAAAGUCGUCUGAAGCCCGGACGGAUGUUGCUAGUCGAUACGCAAGACAAGAAAAUCAUAGAAGACGUAGAGCUCAAGUUGAAGAUCGCGCGCAGCCGUCCGCACUCGCAGUGGCUGAAGGAACAGAUAACAAUGGAAGAUAUCCACAAGUCUCUGUCCCCGCAAGUGGAGGUCCGAAGCAAUGGGUACGACCACACCGCCAUCUCCGGCCUGGGCGACAAGCGACUGGGCCUGUUCGGGUACACUAUUGAAUCCAUCAACAUGCUGUUGCUGCCUAUGAUACAGAACAAGAAGGAGGCCCUGGGCAGUAUGGGCAACGACGCGCCGCUGGCGUGUCUGUCGCGCUUCCAGCCGCUCCCCUACGAGUACUUCAAACAGCUGUUCGCGCAAGUGACCAACCCGCCCAUCGACCCUUUUCGCGAGAAGAUCGUGAUGUCGCUGCUGUGCCCGAUCGGCCCCACCGCCAACAUCCUGCAACCGAGCGCUGAAUUCGUGCAUCGCCUGUUUCUGCCGCAGCCCAUACUGUCGCUACCGGACCUCGAUGCGCUCAAGAGAACAUCUCACCGAGGGUGGAAGACGGAGGUGCUGGACUGCACGUUCGACGCGCGCGACGGCCCGCUGGGGCUGGAGGCGGCGCUGGCGCGCGUGUCGGCGGCGGCGCUGGCGGCGGCGGCGGCGGGCUGCCAGCUGCUCGUGCUGUCCGACCGCGCCGCCGGGCCCGCGCGCGUGCCCGUCAGCUCGCUGCUGGCGCUCGGCGCGGUCCACCAUCACUUGAUCGAAACGCGUCAACGCAUGAAAGUGGGAAUCAUAGUGGAGACUGCGGAGGCCCGAGAGGUACACCACAUGUGCGUUUUACUUGGCUACGGUGCUGACGCUAUUUGCCCCUACCUGGCUUUCGAGCUAGCCUUUUCUCUGCGCAACGACAACCUGAUCGACCAGAGCCUGUCAGACGAGGACAUAUACUUGGCAUACCAGAAAGCCAUCGAGACCGGUCUCGCCAAGGUAAUGGCUAAGAUGGGGAUCAGUAUGCUGCAAUCCUAUAAGAGCGCACAGAUUUUCGAAGCAGUCGGACUCAGCGAGGAAGUCAUUGACAAGUGCUUCCGGGGCACGCAGUCGAGGAUCGGUGGCAUUACUUUCGAGAUACUGUCUCAGGAAACGUUUGACAGGCACGCAUUGACUUAUGGUGACUGUCGAGACAUGCUUGUGUUGAGGAACCCCGGCAACUACCACUGGCGCGCGGGCGGCGAGAAACACAUCAACGACCCGCUGUCCAUCGCCAACCUGCAGGAGGCCGCCGUCAGCAACAGCGCCUCCGCCUACGACCGCUUCCGAGAGAGCGCGCUGGAGUCGGUGCGCGCGUGCACGCUGCGCGGACAGCUGGAGCUCGUGAAGCUGGACGAGCCGCUGCCGCUGGCCGAGAUCGAACCCGCCUCGGAGAUCGUCAAGCGAUUUGCCACUGGUGCUAUGUCAUUCGGCUCAAUCUCUCUGGAAGCGCACACGUCGCUCGCGGUGGCCAUGAACCGCGUGGGCGGUAAAUCUAAUACCGGAGAGGGCGGAGAAAACGCUGAUCGAUAUCUCAACCAGGACCCAGAAUUCAACAAGCGAUCGGCCAUCAAGCAAGUGGCAUCCGGUCGGUUCGGAGUGACUUCGUCUUAUUUAGCGCACGCUGAUGACUUACAAAUCAAGAUGGCGCAGGGAGCCAAACCUGGGGAGGGCGGGGAACUACCCGGCUACAAGGUGACGGAGGAAAUAGCCAAGACGCGGUGCUCGGUGGCGGGCGUGGGGCUGAUCUCCCCGCCGCCGCACCACGACAUCUACUCCAUCGAGGACCUGGCCGAGCUCAUCUACGACCUCAAGUGCGCCAACCCGCGCGCGCGCAUCUCCGUCAAGCUCGUCUCCGAGGUCGGCGUCGGCGUCGUGGCGUCGGGCGUCGCUAAGGGCAAAGCGGAGCACAUCGUGAUCUCCGGUCACGACGGCGGCACUGGCGCCAGCUCGUGGACCGGCAUCAAGAGCGCGGGGCUGCCGUGGGAGCUGGGCGUGGCCGAGACGCACCAGGUGCUCGUGCUCAACGACCUGCGCUCCCGUGUCGUGGUACAAGCCGACGGACAGAUUCGAACCGGUUUCGAUGUGAUGGUUGCGGCACUGCUUGGUGCGGACGAGUUCGGCUUCAGUACUGCGCCGCUCAUUGCAUUAGGUUGUACAAUGAUGAGGAAGUGCCAUCUAAACACGUGUCCUGUGGGCAUUGCGACGCAAGAUCCCGUUCUGCGCAAAAAGUUCGCCGGAAAGCCGGAACACGUCAUCAAUUAUCUAUUCAUGUUGGCGGAAGAGGUGCGUGUGCUCAUGUCGGAGGUGGGCGUCCGGCGCUUCGGCGAGCUGGUGGGCCGCACCGACCUGCUGAAGGUGCGCGAGCGGAACGACAACCCCAAGGCGCGCCUGCUCAACCUCGGCCUCAUACUCAAGAACGCGCUGCACAUGCGGCCCGGCGUCAACAUCGUGGGGGGCUCCAAGCCGCAGGACUUCCAAUUAGAGAAACGUCUAGAUAACCAGAUAAUCCAGCAGUGCAGCGGCAUACUGGAUGGCACUCAGCAAAAUGUGGAUAUCGCUAUGAAGAUCACAAACGAAGAUCGGGCCUUUACCUCCACACUGUCUUACCAUAUUGCUAUGAAAUUCGGCGAGGGUGGCUUGCCUGACGGUACAUCGAUAAAUAUAUCACUGACAGGCUCUGCGGGACAGAGCUUCUGCGCUUUCCUCUCAAAGGGCAUUACAGUUACACUUGAAGGCGACGCCAAUGACUAUGUCGGGAAGGGUCUCUCCGGCGGCAAGGUCAUAAUUUAUCCACCCAAGAAUUCAUCGUUCGAGUCACAUUUAAAUGUUAUCGUGGGCAACGUUUGUCUCUACGGAGCUACGUCUGGCAGAGCUUACUUCAGGGGCAUCGCGUCGGAGCGGUUCUGCGUGCGCAACUCGGGCGGCGUGGCCGUGGCGGAGGGCGCGGGCGACCACGCGUGCGAGUACAUGACGGCCGGCGUCGUGCUCGUGCUCGGCCUCGUCGGACGGAACUUCGCCGCCGGCAUGAGCGGUGGUAUCGCUUACGUGUACGACAUCGACGGCUCAUUCGAAAGUAAGUGCAACCCUGAAAUGGUAGAGCAGCUGCCGCUGGAAAAGAAAGAGGAUUUGGAUGAAGUGCAAAAACUGUUAGAAGAAUUUGUAGAAUAUACUGGCUCGAUAAUUGCGAAGAAUCUUCUCGAAACCUGGCCAGAGCCGGCUAAAAUGUUCGUCAAAGUGUUCCCCUACGAGUAUCAGCGAGUUCUCAAACAAAUAGCUCUUAAGCAAGCCACGCCAAAACUCGAGAGCAAUGGCAAGGCCGAAGAGAACGGCGUCGUAGAUAUCGAGGAAGCAGUUCGGAAUGUGGAGUUGGAUAAGAAAAACUUGGAAAAAAUUCUGGAUAAGACCAGGGGCUUCAUCAAGUACCCGCGCGAGACGUCGCUGUACCGGCCGGCGGAGAAGCGGCAGAACGACUGGGACGAGAUCUACAACCUGUCGGGCGUGCGGCGCGGGCUGCGCGUGCAGGCGGCGCGCUGCAUGGAGUGCGGCGUGCCCUUCUGCCAGAGCGCGCACGGCUGCCCGCUCGGCAACAUCGUGCCCAAGUGGAACGACCUGGUGUACCGCGCCGACUGGCGCCAGGCGCUCGCCAUGCUGCUGCAGACCAACAACUUCCCCGAGUUCACGGGGCGCGUGUGCCCGGCGCCGUGCGAGGGCGCGUGCGUGCUCGGCAUCUCCGAGCCGCCCGUCACCAUCAAGAACAUCGAGUGCGCCAUCAUCGACCACGCCUUCGAGAGCGGCUGGAUCGCUCCCGAGAUUCCGGAACAUCGUAAUGGAAAAACUGUCGCUAUAGUCGGAUCGGGACCGGCUGGGUUGGCAUGCGCUCAUCAAUUAAAUAAGGCUGGAUACACAGUUACAGUAUUCGAACGUAACGAUCGUCCCGGUGGUUUGCUGCAAUACGGAAUACCGAGUAUGAAGCUGAGCAAGGAGGUCGUAGGUCGAAGGAUCAAGCUAAUGAUUGCUGAAGGCAUUUCAUUCAAGUGUAACGUCGACGUUGGAAAAGAUAUUUCUGCAGCCGACUUAGCUAACGAAUACGACGCUCUCGUGCUGUGCAUGGGAGCGACGUGGCCGCGCGACCUGCCGCUGAAGGGCCGGCAGCUGGGCGGCAUCCACUUCGCCAUGGAGUUCCUCGAGGGCUGGCAGAAGCGCCAGGCCGGCCCCGCGCCCGGCCCGCCCGCCAAGGACGCGCCCGUGCUCUCCGCCAAGGACAAGGACGUGCUCAUCAUCGGCGGCGGCGACACCGGAUGCGACUGUAUCGCGACAGCACUCAGGCAAGGCGCAAAGUCGAUCACUACAUUCGAGAUUCUCCCUGAGCCGAAGAAAACCAGAGGACAAGACAACCCGUGGCCACAAUGGCCUAGAGUAUUUAGGGUUGAUUACGGACACGAAGAGGUGAAGGUCAAGUUCGGUAAUGAUCCAAGGAAAUUCUCUACGCUGACCAAGGAAUUCCUCGAUGACGGCGCGGGCAACGUGUGCGGCGUGUCGGCCGUGCGCGUGGAGUGGGCGCGCGGCGCGGGCGGGCGCUGGGACAUGCGCGAGCUGCCGGACGAGCGCCGCGUGUUCCCCGCCGACCUCGUGCUGCUCGCCAUGGGCUUCCUGGGGCCCGAGCGAUACGUCGCCUCGCAGCUCGAUCUCCCACUUGACGCGCGAAGCAACGUCGAAACAUCAAAGGACAACAUCUAUAAGACUCCCAUGAGCAACGUGUUUGCUGCAGGAGAUUGUCGCCGCGGGCAGUCAUUAGUCGUGUGGGCCAUAAACGAAGGCAGACAGGCUGCCAGGGCAGUGGAUAUAUAUCUAUCGAGCAAGUCUUACCUUCCUGGCCCCGGUGGAGUUAUUUACAACGAUUAAAUUAUCAUCAACCGGCCUUGGUUUUGAAGAAUAUAUAACAUUCGUUUCUAUCAUAUUUUUAACCAAAUUAAAAUAAUUUAAGAAAGUUAAAUCAAUGUAUUAGUUAAACAAGAUUGUGUCUCCAUUAUUUGACUUAAAACUUCUGUUACCACACACAAUAAUAACAUUGCCUUUAAAGAUAUUUUGAAAGAAUCUUUUAUAUUAUGUACAAUUUAAUUAUAUACAUAGCUACUAUGUAAUAGAAAUAAUAUUAGCCCAUAUACAGUUACAAUCUUGUUCGAAUCCUUUUCAGGACUAGCAAUGAUUAAAAAAUGCUUAAAUAGCUUUGAAUAUUUAUUUACAUUUUAAUAAAAAACAGUCCUUAUGUGUGAAAGUUCUGAAACGAAGUAUUAUUUAUUAAUAAAUUAACUUUUUAUAUCGUCGGUCUAAUCAAAAAAUGUUACCUCAUACAGUUAUAUUAUAAGCUUAUAAAUCGACUCCUAUUUUCAUUUUAAAUAUAUCCAUUUUUUUUAUUUAAUAUAUUUAAAAAAAUUCUUUAGUUUACAAAUCUCUUGUAAAUUAAAGAGACAUUUUAUGAUUAGCCCGACGACAUUUAUUCUAUCAUCGAUAUUAAGUGAAACAUGUUACAAAUAUGAAACCUCAAUAUAAUUAAGAUGAAAGUUUACAAAUUUUCUCAAAAUAUUUCAAAUAUAAAGUUGUUAAAAAUGUUAAUAAUUUCAUAAUAAAAUAAAUAACUCCAUGCUGUUACAUACAUUUAAAUAUUAUUCACUACCAUGUAUUGGUAACUAAUUUUAGUAAUUUUUAAUAGAUUAAUUUUAUUCAUAAAUAUAUUAUUGUAAUGUGAUUAAUAAUAGGAAUUAUUUGAGGAUUAAAAUUAAUAAUAAUAACAUUCCGUUUUAGGACAUUUUGUUUUUAAGUAAGAUUUCGUAUAUCCGAAAUGUCUUUGAAGGAAUGAUAUCCGCGUGUUAUUAAUUCAACAAAUUAUAAUAACAGUAAUUCAUAAAAAAUAUAUUCAUAUAGAAAUGUGUGAUUGAAUAUUUAUAUGAUUAUUUUAUGCUUUCUGUUAUUUAAGUGACAAUUUUUAGCCAGAUUAAUAAAUCUUACAUCUCUCUUUGACAUCUUUCUCAGUAACAUAUAUGAGAACGAGAUAGCAAUAUUAUUAAUAUUGUUAAAAUCGGUUCGAGAAUGUGUACUGUGUGUGCGUAAUGAAACUCCACCGAUGUCAACUUGAUUACGCACAUCACAAUAUUUGAUUUUAUAAUAAGUCGGAGAUUUUCAACAGCUUGCGUUAUAUAAGCUAAUUUAUUUGUUAUGUGUCAAAAUGUCAAGACGCCAAGGAAAAUAAAUUAUAUUUAAAUUGAGUAAUUUAUUAAAAGUUGAUCAAAAAUGAUAAAGUUUAAAAAAGUACUGUACAACUGUUUUUUAAUAUACUAUAUUUCUUUGUUAAGAAUAAGUUUUGUCACUUUUUGUUUUAGUUUGAACAAAUUAAAAUAUAAUGAAUCGAAGAUCAUUUCAUUAUUAUGCAACUGUGAUUUAUAUUUUGUUUUUAGCUGAUUUGUAACUUGUAACAUAUAUUGUUGCGCUUGAAAAGUUCCUACAUGAUAUAUUUAUUUAAACCUUCGUGUUAUUAAAAAUAGGAUUUCUUAAUCUAUUAGACUUUUCUAUAAUAUGAUUUCCACGUAAAUAGUAACAAUUCAUUUUUAAUUUUGGUGCAGAAAGUAUAUUUGCCUUAUCGAAAGAUAUUUUUUAUCUUCGUUAUAUUGAAAUCAACACUUGAAGUUAUAGUAAAUUUUUUAUAAAUAAUUACUAAGGUAAUUUGUAAUGUUAUGAAUAAACGUACAAUGAAUCCUAAGUUUGCUUAUAGUUUAGUAAAAUUAUCAAAGUUAUUUUAUUUAUAAAUAAACAUAUCUUAUGUCAAAACGCCAAUUAAUAAAAAUGCAUCGAGAGUUUUUACUAUAAAAUAUAAGGAACGUAGAAAAAAAAUUAUAGAUAAAAUAUGUUUUUCUGUAACUAAUUUAAAACGCUAUCUUAUUUUUACGUUGCAACUACGACUUAAAAAUUACAGCAGAAAUUGUAAUAAAUUAUUCGCUUAUUUUUUUACAAUAUUUUUCCGAUCUAAGUCCAUCUAAACAGUAUUCAAAUAUAUGUGCUUAUGUAAACUAUUCUAUAAUUUAUUAAGACUAAAAUCAAUUGAUUAAAAAAAAUGUAUUUCGUUACAUUGUUAUUUUAUUUAUUUAUAAUAAAAUUUAAUAAUUUUUUUCUUUUUUUUUUCUUUUACCUUAAUUUAAUUUUAAUCAUAUCUAAAUACGUAAUGUAUUAAGUAAUAAUAGCGAAAUAUUAUUACAUUAUAUAUUAAACAUAAUAUAUAAUGUAAUAAUAGCGAAUAGAAAUGUAAAAAAAAAGAAUCAAAGCGCGUGCAAGGCAGCAAAGGCGACGAGUGAAACCUUUUUGAGCUAGAAAUAUUUAACUAAAUUUCGACCUUGUAAUUCCACUUAUAUCGCCCAAAGAAGUUUCACUUCCAAAAGUUAGUAAUAUGUGUAAUUUUUAUGUAUGUAGUCCAAAUUCGUUGAAUAUUAUAAUAUCAAUGACAAUAAUAAGUGUCUGUUGUAGUUAAAUACUGUAUCGUAUGUUGUAAUGAAAUAAUAGAAAUUAUUGCAGCAAAG
Messenger RNA from Nymphalis io (European peacock), 9028 nucleotides. RefSeq lists its product as uncharacterized. Lineage: Eukaryota; Metazoa; Arthropoda; Insecta; Lepidoptera; Nymphalidae. The transcript is spliced from 43 exons. The record is from RefSeq and is a predicted model, not a curated record. Gene Ontology annotation, molecular function: iron-sulfur cluster binding; flavin adenine dinucleotide binding; FMN binding. Bases 222 to 6365 code for a protein of 2047 amino acids.